Messenger RNA from Talpa occidentalis (Iberian mole), 3364 nucleotides. RefSeq names its product activin A receptor type 1 (gene ACVR1). Gene Ontology annotation, molecular function: metal ion binding; SMAD binding; ATP binding. The record is from RefSeq and is a predicted model, not a curated record. The transcript is spliced from 10 exons. Gene Ontology annotation, cellular component: BMP receptor complex; plasma membrane. Lineage: Eukaryota; Metazoa; Chordata; Mammalia; Eulipotyphla; Talpidae. Gene Ontology annotation, biological process: transforming growth factor beta receptor signaling pathway; dorsal/ventral pattern formation; cellular response to growth factor stimulus. Bases 748 to 2289 code for a protein of 513 amino acids.
AGCUUGUGGAUUCUAAGCCUUAUCUCAGGUCAGUCCAGUCAAAGUCUGAGGGUGAGGCUUACGAAUCCCUGUUUUGAGGAAGCUCUAAGAAUGUAGAAUCUGAAGAAGGUAAGGUUUAAAAAGAGUUGGAAUGAGUUGUUCCAGGGAACAACUGGAGCAGAACACCUCAGACUGAGGAUUGGAUGGAAAGGGAGGGUGUGGAGGAAGCUGGGGACACUAUUCUUUCCAGAAAAUUUUCUGAUGAGGAGAUAAGAUAAGAGGGAAGACUUUGAGUUGAGGAGUAGCUGUUGUAGUUUUUGCAUAUAGUAAUGUAAGAAAGAUAUUUGCCUAUCAAUGGGGAGAACAGGAAUGACUAUCAGUGCAAAAUGAUGAAGUAGUCUGGCCUAACCUGAGCUUUGGACCCUCAUCACCAGAGGUGGUUUUGGGGGAAGAACUUGAUUUUUGAUAGUUCAAGGAGAGCUUGGUAAUUGUCAUCAUGUGUAAUAUGCUCUUUUUAUUUGUUAGCACUUUGAAUUAAAUAUUGGAAGAGGAGAGGCACACAAGUCUUUUCAGUGCCUCUGUCUGAACCUUUUAGUUCCUCUUCAUGUGGGGGUUUCUCUUUCUUGUUUUCCUUCAGGUGGCCUUCGCGUCUGUGCAGAACCUCCCAAAGGGGCUGCCUGGUCAGAGUGGUGUUUCUCGGAUGAUUGGAGGGGACUCCCCUAUUUUCAGGAUUUCACAAUCACAGGCUUCAAAGGUUGUGGAGAGAGCAUGAGCUGUACCAUGGUAGAUGGAGUGAUGAUUCUCCCUGUGCUAAUGAUGAUUGCUUUCCCUUCCCCAAGUAUGGAAGAUGAGAAGCCCAAGGUAAACCCUAAACUUUACAUGUGUGUGUGUGAAGGACUCUCCUGUGGGAACGAGGACCACUGUGAAGGCCAACAAUGCUUUUCCUCGCUGAGCAUAAAUGAUGGCUUCCAUGUGUACCAGAAGGGCUGCUUCCAGGUUUAUGAGCAGGGCAAGAUGACUUGCAAGACUCCGCCGUCGCCUGGCCAAGCUGUGGAAUGCUGCCAAGGGGACUGGUGUAACAGGAACAUCACGGCUCAGCUGCCCACUAAAGGGAAAUCCUUUCCUGGAACACAGAAUUUUCACUUGGAGGUCGGCCUCAUUAUUCUGUCCGUAGUGUUUGCAGUAUGCCUUCUAGCUUGCCUACUGGGAGUUGCUCUCCGAAAAUUUAAGAGGCGCAACCAGGAACGACUCAAUCCCAGAGAUGUGGAAUAUGGCACCAUCGAAGGGCUCAUCACCACCAAUGUUGGAGACAGCACUUUAGCAGACUUACUGGAUCAUUCGUGCACAUCAGGAAGUGGCUCUGGUCUUCCCUUUCUGGUACAAAGAACAGUGGCUCGUCAGAUUACGCUGUUGGAGUGUGUUGGGAAAGGCAGGUAUGGUGAGGUGUGGAGGGGCAGCUGGCAGGGGGAGAAUGUCGCCGUGAAGAUCUUUUCCUCCAGGGAUGAGAAGUCGUGGUUCAGGGAAACAGAAUUGUACAACACUGUGAUGCUGAGGCAUGAAAACAUUUUAGGUUUCAUUGCUUCAGAUAUGACAUCAAGACACUCCAGUACCCAGUUGUGGUUAAUCACACAUUAUCAUGAAAUGGGAUCACUGUACGACUAUCUUCAGCUUACUACCUUGGAUACAGUUAGCUGCCUGCGAAUAGUUCUGUCUAUAGCUAGUGGUCUGGCACAUUUGCACAUAGAAAUAUUUGGGACCCAAGGGAAACCAGCCAUCGCUCAUCGAGAUUUAAAGAGCAAAAACAUCCUAGUUAAGAAGAAUGGACAGUGUUGCAUUGCAGAUUUGGGCUUGGCAGUCAUGCAUUCCCAGAGCACCAAUCAGCUCGAUGUGGGGAACAACCCCCGUGUGGGCACCAAACGCUACAUGGCCCCUGAAGUUCUAGAUGAAACCAUCCAGGUGGAUUGUUUUGAUUCUUACAAGAGAGUUGAUAUUUGGGCCUUUGGACUUGUCUUGUGGGAAGUGGCCCGGCGGAUGGUGAGCAAUGGUAUUGUAGAGGAUUACAAGCCACCAUUUUAUGAUGUGGUUCCUAAUGACCCAAGUUUUGAAGAUAUGAGGAAGGUGGUCUGCGUGGAUCAACAGAGGCCAAACAUACCCAACAGAUGGUUCUCAGACCCGACAUUAACCUCUCUGGCCAAGCUUAUGAAAGAAUGCUGGUAUCAAAAUCCAUCUGCAAGACUCACAGCUCUGCGUAUCAAAAAGACUUUGACCAAAAUUGAUAAUUCCCUAGACAAAUUGAAAACUGACUGUUGACAUUUUCACGGUGUCAAGAAGGAAGAUUUGAUGUUGUUUUGUCCAGCUGGGACCUAAUGCUGGCCUGACUGGCUGUCAGAACAGAAUCCAUCUGUCUCCCUCCCUAAAUGGCUGCUUUGACAAGGCAGACAUCCUACCCAGCCAUGUGUUGGGGAGACACCAAAACCACCCUAACCUCGCUCAAUGACUGUGAACUGGGCAUUUCACAAUUGUUCACACUGCAGAGACUAAUGUUGGACAGACACUGUUGCAAAGGUAGGGAACUGGAGGAACACAGAGAAAUCCUAAAGAGAUCUGGGCAUUAAGACAGUGGCUUUGCAUAUCUUUCACCUGUCUUCUAGACACUCCCCACGGGAAACUCAAGGAGGUGGUGAAUUUUUAAUCAGCAAUAUUGCCUGUGCUUCUCUUCUUUAUUGCACUAGGAAUUCUUUGCAUUCCUUACUUGCACUGUUACUCUUAAUUUUAAAGACCCAACUUGCCAAAACGUUGGCAGCAUACUCCACUGGUCUGUCUUUGGAUAAUAGGAACUCAAUUCGGCAAAACAAAAUAUAAUGUCAGACUUUGCUGCAUUUUACACAUGUGCUGAUGUUUACAAUGAUGCUGAACAUUAGGAAUUGUUUAUACACAACUUUGCAAAUUAUUUAUUACUUGUGCACCCAGCAGUUUUUACAAAACUGUUUCGUGCAUAUGUUAAAGCUUAUUUUUAUGUGGUCUUAUGAUUUUAUUACCUAAAUGUUUUUAACACUAUACUCUGAAAUGGACUUUUGUUAUCAGUUAAAUUCACAUUUUAAGUGCUUCACAUUUGUAUGUGUGUAGACUGUAACUUUUCAGUUCAUAUGCAGAACAUAUUUAGCCAUUACCCAUGUGACGCCAUCAAAUAUAUUACUGAUUUAGAAGCAAAGAUUUCAGUAGAAUUUUAGUCCCUGAACGCUGUGGGGAAAAUGCAUUUUCUUCGGAAUUAUCCAUUAUGUGCAUUUAAACUCUGCCAGAAAAAAAAAAUAACUAUUUUGUUUUAAUCUACUUUUUGUAUUUAGUAGUUAUUUGUAUAAAUUAAAUAAAAUGUUUUCAAGUCAAA